Molecule: messenger RNA, 1055 nt
Organism: Pteronotus mesoamericanus
Lineage: Eukaryota; Metazoa; Chordata; Mammalia; Chiroptera; Mormoopidae
Gene: PTCRA
Product: pre T cell antigen receptor alpha
Biological process (GO): negative regulation of thymocyte apoptotic process
Source: RefSeq, a predicted model, not a curated record
AUGGCCGGGACUUGGCUGCUGCUUCUCCUGGCCCUCGAGUGUCCAGCCUUGCCCACAGGUCAUAUUUCCUUGCCUGCUUCCCCAGAGGCAACUUCUCUCCUGCGCCUGGCACAACGAGGUGUGGGUGGCACACCUUUCCCCUCUCUGGCCCCACCGAUUACACUGCUGGUGAACGGGAAGCAGCAGAUGCUGGUGGUCUGCCUGGUCCUUGACGUUGCACCCCCUGGCCUUGAGAGCCCCAUCUGGUUCUCAACAGGCAACGGCAGCGCACUGGAUGCCUUCACCUACGGCCCUUCCCCAGCUGCGGAUGGUACCUGGACUAGCUUGGCCCAGCUCUCCCUGCCUUCUGAGGAGCUGGCAUCCUGGGAAACCUUGGUCUGCCACACCGGGGCUGGGGCUAGGGGCCAGAGCCAGAGCACAGAGCCUCUACUGCUGUCAGGAGAGAUUUCUUCAGCUAGGACCUGCCUCUGGGAACCUCUUAGGGGGAUGCCCGGCCAGGCGCUGCGGCUGGGGGCGCUGCGGCUGCUGCUCUUCAAGCUGCUGCUGUUUGACCUGCUCCUGACCUGCAGACACCUCCGCACCCCGCCCGCUGCGCUGGGGCACUCGGCUGGGGAGACUCGCCUGCUGGACCCCGGCAUCUCCGCGCCGGCCCCAGGCCCGCAGCCUCGGCCACUAGCAGAGCCCGGCGCCCCCAGCAACUGGAGUCGCUGCAAUGAGAGGGGAAUCACAGGUCAAGGACAACCCCGGGCCGGCCACGCGGUUCACACCCACCCUCCCAUUCCGCGUCCAGAUUCCAGCAGGAGCUCAGGCUGGGAGGAGGGGGCGCUCUCCAUCCACCCAGCCUGGGCCCGGUGCUCAGGACCCGCGCCCACGAUCCCGGCUGUGUCUGACCUGCCUCCUCCUGCAGCCCGGAGCUUCCUGGGGGCGAGGCUGCCUCCACUCGACCAAGGCCCUUCUGAGGGAAAAGGCUGCGUGCCUUCCAUCAGACUGGGAGCCCCUUGAGGGUGGUGACAAACCCAAGCCCUGGGAUCUGAAGUGCAGAUAACUGAGGACUA